This is a messenger RNA of Drosophila rhopaloa, 1187 nucleotides long. RefSeq names its product SAGA-associated factor 29 (gene Sgf29). Gene Ontology annotation, cellular component: SAGA complex. The coding region runs from base 101 to 970 and encodes 289 amino acids. The record is from RefSeq and is a predicted model, not a curated record. NCBI's taxonomy places the organism in Eukaryota, Metazoa, Arthropoda, Insecta, Diptera, Drosophilidae. The transcript is spliced from 4 exons.
CACUAAUGCGUUGAGGUCUGGAUUUGUUUUGUUUGUAUUGCAAAAAUAAACAGAUUCCUAAAAAAACGUAGCUUUUCAGUUAAUAUAAAAUAUAAAUACGAUGCCACUUACUGCAGAGAGUGCAGCCCAACAGAUUCAGGAUCGCCUGAAGGAUAUUCAACAACAUAUUCAUAUUGUGGACGAGGAGCGUCGUCGGGCGGAGAACUCAAUUUCCAGCCUGGUGCGAUCGCUUCAUGCCACCAAUCAGAAGGUCAAGCCCCUCCUCAAAGCCAGUUUAAUGGAGGCUUCGCAGGAGGAGGCCACAAUUCGUGCAGCAUUGGCCAAAAUCCACGAGAUUCGCAGCAUUCGGAAUGAAAGACGCAUUCAAGCUCGCAAUGCUGGAAAUAAGGAGGCUAUCCGACGAGGAGCCCUCAUGAAAAUGGUGCAAUUAUCGGCACAAACGCUGCCUUUGUUUGUCGGCAAACUUGGAGAACGUGCACCUGCUUUAUGUGGCUGCAUUCCAGCCGAGGGAAACUAUGUGGCAAAGGUUGGCGACAACGUGGCAGCCUUAGCCAAGGGAAUCGACGAGGAGGAGAACUGGAUCCUGGCGGAGGUUGUGCAGUUCCUCCACCGCCAGAACAAAUACGACGUAAUUGACAUUGACGAAGAGCAGAAGGACCGCCAUGUGCUGAGCAAGCGUAAGGUCAUUCCACUGCCUCUGAUGCGUGCGAAUCCUGAGACUGAUGGUCACGCCCUGUUCCCCAAAGACACAGUGGUAAUGGCGCUAUAUCCGCAGACCACAUGCUUCUACAAGGCCAUCGUUCAUCGCCUGCCGCAGACUGCCACUGAGGACUACGAGGUGCUUUUUGAGGAUUCCUCGUACCUGAAUGGCUACGCAGAACCUCUGCCGGUGGCCCAGCGCUAUGUGAUUGCCUACCGCCCCACGAAAAAGGGCGCCGGCAGUGGCAGCGGGAAUCUCUCAUCGGCUUAGGCAACUAUAAUAUUUAAAUUUUAAUACAGCGAAUAGAAGAACCCUUAUCUUUAAAAUAUUUGGUAUUUUACAAAUAGACUUGUAACUUACAUUUAAUUUUAAUAGUCUUUUCUAAAUCUGAAAAUUUAAGCUUUUGUUUUAAAUGGAAUUCUUUAUAAAUAUCAAGUUAUCAUGUUAUUUAUGAAUAUACAAAAGCUAUCUUUACUGUUUUCCAGCA